AUGCCCAGCACCAUGGAGACCCUCCCCAAGAGCCUGGACAGGAGUGAAAAGUCCCCUGAAUCCAAGGAUUUGAUCACUAGCCACACAGCCAGCACGCUGUGCAUCAGCUCCAGGAGCGAGUCCGUCUGGACCAACACGCCCAGGAACAAGUGGGAGAUCUACCACAAGCCCAUCGUGGUGGUGUCUGUGGGAGGCGCCAUCUUUCUCUUUGGAGUGGUGGUCACCAGCCUGUCCUGUUUCAUAACAACCAAUAAGGCUGUUUACAAAAUGUGCGGCCCGGCUUUCCUGUCCCUGGGGCUGAUGCUGCUGGUUUGUGGCUUCGUCUGGAUCCCCGUCAUCCGGAAGAAGCAGCGGCAGAGGCAGAAGUCACACUUCUUUCAGAACAUCAAGUCAUUCUUCUUUAACCGCUGA
Molecule: messenger RNA, 411 nt
Organism: Gopherus flavomarginatus (Mexican gopher tortoise)
Lineage: Eukaryota; Metazoa; Chordata; Testudines; Testudinidae
Gene: PIRT
Product: phosphoinositide interacting regulator of transient receptor potential channels
Exons: 1
Coding region: 1-411 (136 amino acids)
Biological process (GO): positive regulation of cation channel activity; phosphatidylinositol-mediated signaling
Molecular function (GO): phosphatidylinositol bisphosphate binding; transmembrane transporter binding
Source: RefSeq, a predicted model, not a curated record